Molecule: messenger RNA, 4131 nt
Organism: Pantherophis guttatus
Lineage: Eukaryota; Metazoa; Chordata; Lepidosauria; Squamata; Colubridae
Gene: WASF3
Product: WASP family member 3
Biological process (GO): actin cytoskeleton organization; positive regulation of Arp2/3 complex-mediated actin nucleation
Cellular component (GO): SCAR complex; cytoskeleton
Molecular function (GO): protein kinase A regulatory subunit binding; actin binding; Arp2/3 complex binding
Source: RefSeq, a predicted model, not a curated record
GGUGGCGGGAGAGAGGAAGGGAUUGCCUGGCUGGCUGGCGAGCCCAGCCGAGCGGCUUUCUACUACCCUAAUCCUCGCCAAGGACAGGCUGGCUGCAAGCGCGGCUAGCGGUCGCGCGCCAUCGUGCAUGCGCGCGCUGGACCGACCCAAGCAGAUGGAAUGUGGCGCGAGACAUUGAAACAUGCCAUUAAUCAAAAGAAACAUUGAACCUCGGCACCUAUGCCAAGGAGCUUUACCUGAAGGAAUUACUAGCGAAUUGGAAUGCGUAACCAAUAGUACUCUUGCUGCUAUCAUACGUCAGCUAAGCAGCUUAAGCAAACAUGCUGAAGACAUAUUUGGUGAGUUGUUUAACGAAGCCAACAACUUUUACAUCAGGGCAAAUUCUCUUCAAGAUAGGAUUGACCGUCUGUCUGUCAAGGUUACUCAACUGGAUUCAACUGUGGAAGAAGUUUCAUUGCAAGAUAUUAAUAUGAAGAAAGCAUUCAAAAGUUCUACAGUACAGGAUCAACAGGUUGUUUCAAAGAGCAGCAUUCCCAAUCCUAUAGCUGAUAUUUACAAUCAGAGUGACAAACCACCUCCACUGAAUAUUCUUACAUCAUACAGAGAUGAUAAAAAAGAUGGCUUAAAAUUUUAUACUGAUCCUUCUUACUUCUUUGACCUCUGGAAAGAAAAAAUGUUACAAGAUACAGAGCAUAAGAGAAAAGAGAAGAGACGACAGAAGGAUCAAAAACGUAUAGAUGGCACAACUCGUGAGGUGAAAAAGGUUAGAAAAGCAAGGAACAGGCGCCAAGAGUGGAAUAUGAUGGCCUAUGACAAAGAACUUAGACCAGACAACAGGUUGUCUCAGAAUAUUUACCCUGGAGCAUCUUCUGAAGGGUCUCUGUCCCCUGAAACUAGAUCCCAUGCUUUGGAUAUUACCAGUUAUUCAUAUCCUGCUACUCCAAAUCAUUCACUCCAUCAUCAACUUUGCUAUGUGCCUUCAUGUGGAACAGGAGAUGGAUCUCAGUUUAUGCUUGCAAAACAGGGCCUUGAACAUGAAUAUAGGUUAUCUUCUACCACAGUGCAACAUGCUACUUUGAAUAGGCCUCAAGAACCGCCUCCACCCCCACCCCAAAUCUUAGAUGGUGCUCUGGGUACUGUUGCAUUGAUACCAGCAGAUUAUGGGAUGAUUGCAGCUCAGAUGGUGGAUUAUUACAAUUCUUCAGGAGGCCUAGCCCCUGCAUCACCGCUUAUGAUUCCUUCUGCGCAGACUGCUUUUGUUAGUCCUCUCCAAAUCCCUGUGCUACCUACCCAUUCUGGACUAAUGGCUGGUACACUGUAUUCUGGUACUCUUCAUCUUCCUCCUUCUGGGCAUAUUGUUACAGCUCCUGCUCCUCCUGGCCCACCUCCUCUUCCUCCAGGCCCUCCUGCAGGAUCUUCUCUCUCAUCGUCUCCAUUGCACACUCCUGCAGUAGCUGAGCUUAAAAUGCAGGAGUCUAUCCAGUCACCCAUCAGUGGUGCUCGAAGUGAUCUUCUUGCUGCUAUUCGGAUGGGAAUCCAGCUGAAAAAAGUACAAGAGCAGCGUGAACAGGAGGCCAAGCAUGAGCCGGUUGGAAAUGAUGUGGCCACAAUUCUUUCUCGACGGAUUGCAGUGGAAUACAGCGAUUCGGAUGAUGAGUCAGAAUGUGAUGAAAAUGACUGGUCAGACUGAAAAUGGGUGUGCGGCACCAAAGUUUUCCAGUAAACUGACCUAGAAAAUCAUUUAUAUAGCCUACCCUGGCAGUACUGGUAUAUAAUGGAACAAGUAGGCUUACUUGGUGAUGUUCAGAUUGAUCUAAUUUAGUUACUUUAGAUCAGUGUUUCUCAACUUUGUGAAUUUAAGAUGUCUGGACUUCAAUGCCCAGAAUUCCCCAGACGGUGUGCUAGCUGGGGUAUUCUGGGAAUUGAAGUCCUGACAUUUUAAAAGUUGCCAAGGUUAAGAAACACUGUUUUAGAUCACAGUGUUUCUGCAGAUGAAAAAAUGAACUUUUAUUUUCAGUUUUUGCUGCAUUAAUUGCAGCAAAGCAGUUUUCCUUUACCAUAAAUAUAUAUAAUUAUUUUUACUAUUUGAAUAUUCUAAGCAGUUCCUUUACUAUGGCAAAGCAAUAUCUUUAAGCAAUGAAAAGUCAUUGAUUCUUCCACUUUGACUCACCUUCAUUAACAUGCAAAAAUUGCUAGCAGCUAGUUCUUCUUUAUUAAAAAUAACCUCAACAACUAUGUUACUGCCAGAAUCUAUUGAAUGAGUUUCUGUUCACCAUAAUUAUGUUUCCAAAUACUCUGGAUUUGGAUCUAUUCAAAUAGCAUAUAUGGAGAAGUAUAGGUUGACAUCAGCAUAAAAACUAUGGUCAUACAAAACCAACUGGAAGAGUGAUACAGAAUGAAUCUGAAUGAUUUUGCACAAUACUGUGGAAUGCCAAAUGCCUUCCCUCCUUGCUAAUUUUAUUCAGCUUUCAUAAUCUGUUUUUUAAAUUCACCCAGUUCACACUGAGCACAUUGACCUUAUGGUUCAAUGAAUAAUGUAAUUGAAUUUAUAGAUAUAUUUAUGAAUAGUCGGGCUCCAAAAAUAAAAUCGAUUAACUACCCAGGCUCCUCUUGCCCCUUAUUAUGUGUUAAUGGCCUCAUUUAUGAUUGGUUUCUUCAUCCAAAUACAUCCUUAAUUAUUGAAAUGUAUGUUCCAAAUUGAUUAAUAUAAUUUUCUUACUUCUCAUGUAUUAUUUAAAGGGCUGCAUAUAUUACAUAUAAGGUAGACUCAUAAUGCCUUUGGCAGCCUAUAAAAGUGAACUGGAGUCAGCAUUUUAAAAAUGGCAGUUUCUAUUUACAUUUUAUGUCUACCUUAAUUUACUUUAUACUUUUCAAUUACUUUGAAAUUAUUCAGGGUUGAAAACAAAUUGGAAUUUACCUUUUAUAUCUAUGGCAGGACUAGAAUUCACAAUUUUAUUGUUGCUUUCAAAUUUCUGAUUCUAUGAAACAGUGUUAUUAUUUUUUGAGGGAAUGGGAGUUAGCAGUGCCCAGAAAAUGCCCUUUCCUCAUUGAGUGCCACUUUCCCUAUAGUUUUAUUAUAGUGGGCAGAACAAAGGAACGUCCGCCCCCUAAAACCUGCAAGAUAGAACAAGCUGCGAAACUUCUUUUGUAAUAGGUAAACUGCCACCAAUUUUCAGUUACUAAAUCUCAGGCUUGAACAUGUAACAAUCCAGAGUAAAGGGACUGAACAUCAAAAGAACGACUGGUCUAUCUUGGUUUAUUUUUUUAGAGUUGUUAAUUCCCUUGCUCCUAUCAUUACUUAUUUGCCUAUAGAAAACAAGACACAGUAUAUAUGGAAAGCAUUAUAUGCCAGAUCAGUUAAUAAUGAGGCUUCCUUUAUUUAUGGCCUCAUUGGAGAAGAGCAGGCUGACUUGGUAUUCAUUAUCAAAACCUGGCUGACUCCCGAAAGGGGAGUUUCCCUCUUGGAGAUAUGUCCAGCUGGAUUUAGGGUUUUGCAUAAGUCAAGACCCCAGGGUAGAUGAGGUGGAGUGGCAAUAGUCCUCUGAGAAUAUCUUUUGGCCUUUAGGGGCCCUGCUGCACAAGUUUCUAGAUAUAAGACCCUGUCUUGAAACUGGGAUCAUGGGUUGGGUUCAUGGAAUUGUUGCUCCUGUACCAAUCUUCCUGCUGCAUAAUGACCUCCCUGCGUCUGCUGUUGGAGGCCAUCUCAAUGGCACGGUAUUGUGUUAGUUUAACUCCCCUUCUCCAAGGUCAACCUCAAUCAAUAUUGCUAGGGAGUGAGAAAUCCAGCUCACUUCUCUUCCUUUGUGGAGUUGCUCAGGGCUUGGCACUCUGUUGUAUACCAGUUGUGUCCUUUCCUGGACUAUGAAGCCCUGCGCUCUGCCUUGCAUUACUGCAAUGUGCUCUACAUGGGGCUACCCAUAUAUUUGGAAGCUUCAGCUGGCACAAAAUGCAGCAGCACAAACAGUUUUAGGGGCCCUACAGGAGCUCAUGUAACAACUCUGUUGCACAAGCUGCACUGGUUGCUGGUUUGCUUCCAGAUUUAUUUAUUUAUUUAAGAAUUUUUUAUUUAAGAAAUGUACUUGGCAUCUCUGUUUCCAUUUGCCCUCUUGUCUUUAUCCCCCCCUUCCCCCC